Messenger RNA from Drosophila suzukii, 1902 nucleotides. The record is from RefSeq and is a predicted model, not a curated record. Lineage: Eukaryota; Metazoa; Arthropoda; Insecta; Diptera; Drosophilidae.
AUACCAUGGUUCCGAUCAUAAAGCCCGCUUCUUCGAUGCCCAGUGGCCUGGCACCCCUGUAGAUCCUGCUCCCAUAAUGCCACUGGAGGAUAAUAACGAUUCCCAGUACCAUAGUUCUCAGCCAAACUAAUGAGUCAGAGCUUUUUGAACUCCAAUCUUAAUGGGGGCAGUACAACGAAUCACUCGAACAUGGCGAGGGGCUUUCAACCCGGACCAGCUGCACAGGUCGGCCGCUAUGGAUUGCGAACCAAUGCCCAGGUGGAACGUAGGACGACGCCCUACUACUACCACGAGCUGCUGCUGCAGAAGAAUCUCUUCGACUCCAGUCUGAAUCUUCUGCCCCAGCAGCAAGGUCAGCAGUUGGAUCAGGCCAAGAGCAAGAACAGCAAUCUGCAGCUGGAGCAGCAGCAGCAGCAGCAUCAGCAUCUUGCGGAUGCAUCGAAUACAGGCAAAAGGGCACCGAUGGCCAAGCCACAGCAGCGAUUCAUUAGCAAUGGUCAGGGUAGAACCAAUUACUCCUCCUCCUCGGGAUCACUUAGCAAUCUUCUCGGCAAUGGCAAUGGGUUGAGCAAUGGUCAUGAGAGCAGUGAUGGCACUUUGGCGGAUGAGGGCAGCUUUUCGCUGGCCUUCAAUAAUCUUCCAAUCAAAUUGCCAGUCUCAAUAAUUCAAGUAGCCUUAACAAUAAUAAUUGUAGUACUAUUAGUAGCAGCAGCAACAACAACAACAACAACCACAACAACAGCAACAUUAAUAAUAAUAACAAUAAUAGCCAUGUUAAUAAUGCUGAUUCCAACAACAAUGUUGGCCAAAUUAACGAAUGCAUUGCAUGAGAAUCGGUGUUAAUUUAGUUGAAAGGGUUCAGGGAAUGAUUUUGGAGUUGUCUAUAUCAUUCCCGUUGGGACACAAAACUUUUCAACUGAAUCUCUCUAUCCUUCCCAAAACCAAACCCAUUCUGUGUGUAAUAAUCGCAUGUAGUUGUUUGUACUAAAUUAUUCAUAAGACCCGAAAAUCCUCAUGUAGCAUGAUCAAAACCAUAAUAUUGUGUGUAGACCGCUACUCAAUAAAUAUGUACAUAUAAAUGUGUGUAAUUGUGAAGCUAAAAGCAUGUAGAGAGAUCAUGAUACCAUAUAACCUAGAAAAAGAAAUUGUCAUUCCAGAGGGAAGAAGAAAUUAAAAAACUUAUUCUCUGCAUUUCUUACACUUUAAAAUACACCUGUAUCUUUAAACAUUUCAACUUUCUACCCCCCAUGGAAUGACAGUUUUUCACCUCCAAUCCUCCAAAACUCACCAUCAAUAUAUCCAAAAAUGAAAUUCUAUUUGACAUACAUAUUUAGGCUAAGUAUAUACGCAAAAAUCGCCAUACAAAUUUUUGCCAAUAUUUUUAUAAAGUUGCUAACUAAAUGUUUUUCGUUUCAUUUGUUUCUUUUAUUUACAUACCAAAAAAAUACCAAAUAUACAUCAUCAUGGUCAUUCCCCGCUUAAUCACCCUUAAAACCCGAUGCAUAUAUUAAACCAAACACCACCAAAAUAAUCAAAAUGUCCUCGUCCAAACUAAAAAACCAAACAAAAUAUAUAUUCAAAAUACCAAAUAUCUUGUGUUCGUCCACACAUUACGUAUCCAAAUGCUUCGCAAUCGAACGCCGUUCAAUCAAUCGAAUCGAAUCAAAUCAAUCAACCAAUCAAUCAAUCAAUCAUGAUUUUUAAUGUUUCAUAUACGUUUCUUGUUGCUGUUCUUGCGUUUUAUUUACUAUCAAAACAAAUGUUGGUUGCUCUCAACGCGCUAAAUUUGACAUUCGAAAAUCAACGAUACAACCGCUAAAAUUCAAUUAACGCUCUGCGCCUGAUCCGCAAAAUACCAAAAAACCCAACCCCAGCCCGUAGAAUCCCUCUCCGACGAUUUCC